AAAUAUGGAUGGAGUACCGGCCAGAUGAUUGGUGGCUGAAUGCGAUGAAAAAUUACAGUGAACAACAAUGGUUAUCGAAUUUUAGAACACGAAAAGAAACAUUUUCUAUGUUAACAACAUUAUCACGUAGCGAGUUAGAGCCGGGUGUGUUCGUACGCCACUAUCGCUACACAAACGAAUUGCGAUUGCAGUAUACCAAUUGGGAUCAACCGCUGAAUUUAGGACCACAGGGAACAUGUUUGGGGUACAUCGAACAUCUGUUCACAGGUAUGUAUAUUUCACCAAUAGUUGAGUUCACUUUCAUGAUUGCUUGUAUUCUCAUUUAUCCAUAUCUGAGUAGAUUUUGUGAAUGUCUCAUCAAGCAUCGAAAGCAAUUCAUUUUUCUACCAACCGCUGCCGAAGCAAAAACCAUAGCAGCAGCCAAUCAGCAACUAACUGGGUUUCCACAAUGUUUCGGGGCUAUGGAUGGGAGCCACAUUCACAUUAAACCAUCAAGAUCUGGGUUAAGAGAUUAUGUGAAUCGGAAAAUGUAGGUUAGUACAUUUUUUAAGUUUUUGCUAGUUGAAAAUUUACUUAUUUUAUUACAUUUUGGUUUUUCUGUUAUGUGUUAUAUGG
Messenger RNA from Styela clava, 615 nucleotides. The record is from RefSeq and is a predicted model, not a curated record. NCBI's taxonomy places the organism in Eukaryota, Metazoa, Chordata, Ascidiacea, Stolidobranchia, Styelidae.